AUGAAGCUUACGAUUUCAUCAGCGUACCUUUCUCCUGCAGACACCAAGAUUACUCCAGAGAACCUCGAGAGACUCAACAACACGGACGGGCCACAGCUCAUAGGUGCUGACGUCAAUGCACACGCAUUGGCAUCGGACAACGAAGUCCCGCCUGACCCUCGAGGUGGUGUCAUCGUGCAAUGGUGCAUUGACAAUGAGUUCCUCAUUGCCAACACUGGAAAUAGGACACGGUACACCGAGAGGCACAGAGGCUCCGCGCCAGAUGUAACACUGGCCAAAGGCUGCGCAGUGACAGAUUGGGCAGCGCGACCAACCCCGGACAGCGACCACUACAUCAUCACUUAUACUGUCCAGGUGGGGGAGGAUGACACUCCGCUAGAAGUGCCGCGGAUCUACAAGACCCUGCUUACAUGGAAGAAGGCAAACUGGUCGAAGUUCCGCAAACUGACCAACUCACACUGCAGGCUCAAACGAGGCAUGAAUCGCAUAGACACCAUAGAGAAGCACAUCGCAUCUGGCAUACGGCUUGCCACAAAGGCAGCAGUGCCGGAGGGCAAUCGACGCCAGUCCCCGUUCUGGACCCCUGAGCUGGCCGACUUGGAUAAAGCAAUUGCUAGCAAGCCCCACGCCCAAUCCACUCAGCGGCUCAAGAUUCGACGCAGAGAACUUCUUCGCGCAGCUGCCACUACCCGGUGGCGUGCGCUCUGCUCAAACCUUGAGGCCUCCAACGGAAACAGCUGGCAGAUCAUAAAGCGUGUAUACGCCCCCCGCCCCCUCAGCACGCCCGCCGUCAAAGCAGAUGGGGUUGUGCUUUCACACCACCAAAAGGCCAACCACCUGGCCCGCAUGUACGCUGCAAUAGCGCGAAGGCACUCGCGAUCCUACCCCCCACCCCCAACCAAAACAAGGAUGAGGACUUCCAGCCAAUAA
Messenger RNA from Trypanosoma grayi, 930 nucleotides. RefSeq names its product Tbingi protein. Gene Ontology annotation, molecular function: catalytic activity. The transcript has a single exon. Lineage: Eukaryota; Euglenozoa; Kinetoplastea; Trypanosomatida; Trypanosomatidae. The record is from RefSeq and is a predicted model, not a curated record. Bases 1 to 930 code for a protein of 309 amino acids.